Mycosarcoma maydis (corn smut) is the source of this 486-nucleotide messenger RNA. RefSeq lists its product as uncharacterized. The coding region runs from base 1 to 486 and encodes 161 amino acids. Gene Ontology annotation, molecular function: actin filament binding. The record is from RefSeq and is a predicted model, not a curated record. Gene Ontology annotation, cellular component: actin filament; actomyosin contractile ring. The transcript is spliced from 4 exons. Lineage: Eukaryota; Fungi; Basidiomycota; Ustilaginomycetes; Ustilaginales. Gene Ontology annotation, biological process: actin filament organization; mitotic cytokinesis.
AUGGACCGCAUCAAAGAGAAACUCCACACUCUCCGUGUAGAGGCCGACGCAGCAAGCGAGCGUGCCGAUGAGCUCGCGGAAAAGAACAAGCAGCUUGAGCAGGAGCUGCUUACCAAAGACCAGGAGAUUGCCUCGCUGCAACACAAGCUGAGCCUGGCAGAGAGCGACCUUGACAAGCUCGAGAGCAAGCUACACGAGCACAAGUCGGCGCGAGAGGAGCACGAAUCGAACGCUACCAACUCCGAAUCGCUCCAGCGCAAAGUGGAGCUGCUUGAGGGCGAGCUCGACACUGCCGAGAAGAACCUGCGCGAGACCACUGACAAACUGCGACAGGUUGACGUCAAAGCCGAGCACUUUGAGCGACAGGUGGCAACGCUCGAACGCGAGGUGGCUACAUGGGAGAAGAAGUACGAAGCGGCCGAAGAGCGCUACCGCGCCUCCAAGGCAGAGCUGGACGAGGUGGUGGCACAGAUGGAGAGCCUCUAG